Papilio machaon (common yellow swallowtail) is the source of this 4143-nucleotide messenger RNA. Its product is annotated as cilia- and flagella-associated protein 61. The record is from RefSeq and is a predicted model, not a curated record. The coding region runs from base 1 to 4143 and encodes 1380 amino acids. Lineage: Eukaryota; Metazoa; Arthropoda; Insecta; Lepidoptera; Papilionidae. The transcript has 28 exons.
AUGUCGAUAUAUUUUAACUUCGAUGUAGGACCAACUGGGAGAAGGUUUAGGAGAGCUAUAGAUGGUGAUAAAGCUGACAUUGAAUAUAUAAUAAAAAAAACAUAUGGAGAAAUAUACGGUAGCGAAGAUAUUGGAACACUUAUUGAACUGAGCACAUUAUCGAUAUGCAUGAUAGAUGUCAACAAAGACGUGAUAGGUUUCAUGGCCUUGGAUGAUCACCCCAAUGUCCCCGGAGUCAGUCAAGUAGAUUGGGAGAUAUGGAUGAGGAAUAUGUUUCAAAAAUACUAUUUGUCGAGGAAUACUCUCUUCAUACAUUUUCUCUGUUGUCUUGAUGAUGUCGCAGAUUUCUUUCUUGAAGAAGCAUUAACGUCCGUGUUUACUGAGGAUGUAUGUUUGAAUAAUAUUGUUCUUAUGGUCCCGCAUGGAUGUCCUGAGGCCUACAUAUCUAGGUAUUUGGCGUCCAAAAAACGAAAUGUCUAUAGAUAUUUGCCUAGUAAACUGGGUAGUGGAUUUAGGGAAGGUAAUUGCUGUUAUUUUUAUGCUGCAAUGCGACAAGACUUUUGUCCUAAACUAAAGAUCAGGGGAGCCGUAGAAGAAGAUAAUGAUGAUAUCGUAGAAAUACUAGACAAAAAAUGUCCGCAACUGAAGGAAUUAUACGGUGAAUAUUAUAUCAGUGAAAUAAUAAGCCGUCAUCCAUCUAUGAAACGUAAAGUUAUUGUUGCUGCUUAUCAAGAUCAUGUCAUUGGAGUUAUGUGCUUGAAUGCAGAAGUUAACUACGAAAACUUGCAGAAUACUUACGAUUUAAAUCCAUAUUAUGGAUUGAGAAAAGCAACACCGCUUGAAAGGGAGCUCAAAAAACGAAACAACGUAUUGUUAAAGGCAUUUGGGGAACCCAUACUGUACGGGAAAUGGGGCCCAUUCGAUCGUACAUCAAAAGCGAAGCAAAAGGUUGAUGAAGAUAUUACACCAGGUGAGACAGCAGCGGAACCCAGAAUUAAGACAUCCAGUAAAGUUAUCUUUAGACACAUAUCGCUUACUGAAGAUAAAUAUGACCGAGUUUAUAUGAAAAAGGACGUCUCAGAUGAUUAUAGUGUCAAAUUAGGCGGAACAUCUCCAACAAUCUCUCUUUUAUCGAAUGUAUCGGUUGCCGAGCUUUUAGAUGAAGAUCCAUUCGAUUAUGAAAUCGUUAAUAUCGAUACGAAAUUAUUGAAAGUACCUCGCGUUAUAUCUCAUGAUUAUGAGCCAAAAUCACAAAGUGACAGACAAUCCACAAUAACAGAGUUUGAGACAAAAUUAAAAAGAAGAACUUCAAUAAUGACUAAGAAGCAAGAAGAUAUCAAUAAAAUUAAUUAUUCCGGAGAACCAAACGCAUUUAUAAUUGAACUUUUCGGUUGUCGUGAAGAUGUUGAUUAUAAACAGUCAUUUGAUUUUCUCGAAGCUGCUUUUGAAGCAAUGAAAGAGUACGAUUAUUGCAUUAUUCGUGUACCGUGUACAGAAAAAAGUUUUCCUCUGUUACAACAUUUUUGUUGUAUCCCAGCAAAGCCGAAUGUUUGCAGUAAAUACGCUUUGUACAUUGCACAUAGAAAUGCCAUUUUAGGCAAGCUACGUGUACGUAAAGCAGAGUUAAUAGAUGCACCACUGAUAGCUCAACUCCUUAAUACAUUAGAUGUAAAAGAGACAAUGUGGACAGUGGAGAAUACGGUACACAAAAGGAACGAAAGUAUAUUUGUGUUAUUAUGCGGCUGUUCGUUAGUUGGGCUUGGAAUUUUAGAGAAGGCAGAGCAAACAGAUUACCUACAAAAUAAAUACAAUUUCGAUUCAUAUCGUAUACAAAAGUAUCAUUAUAAAUCGAAUGGUAUUUUCGCUGGAUUCAGUGCAUUAAAAACCGUUCUCAUUUAUCCAGUAUUUGAAGCACAUUUUAGAUUCUUUGCUCGAGAAAUGAUGAGACUGUCUGAAUGUACUACUUUGGUUUGGAUGACUGCCUACAGAAACAAAUGGGUGGCUCAUAAAGCUAACACCCUAGCAACUGUGAUGAUACCUCUUGUACCAAGAGAGUCCGAAGUGGACUGCGUAUCUAUACCUGAAAUCAAAAAAAUUAACACAAUUUCUAAUAGUUUAGAAGCAUUUAGUACUUGGUUUAUAAGUAAAAAGUUUACAUCUGUACCCAAAGUGAACGUCGAUACUAGAAUAGUGGUAGUUGGCGCGUCGAGAACUACGAUGGCAUUUCUCAAUGCUUUGUUAUUCAGUGAUUCAUGUACAUAUUUAACAUUUACGAAUGUAACACUGAUAUCUCCAAGCGGACUACCCUACGUGCGGCACUCUAAAGCACUCGUGGAAAACAUGUUCCUCAAAUGUCGCACCAACACUGACAGAUACCUGAAGAGUGUCCCUUAUUCAUACUAUGUGAAUAUUAUACAAGGGACAGUGACUGAAAUUAACAGACGUUCGAAGUACGUUGGAUUAGCGAAUGGUAAUAAAUUUUACUACGACUUACUCUUCUUAUUGUUUGGCAAACAAUACCAACAUCCUAAUUACAUGAAAACGAUAUUAGACAGAGAAGAUAAAAUGAAGAAAGGUCUUAUUCCAAUCUACACACCAUUGGAUGUUCCAAUAUGUGCAAGAGAAAGGUGUUUUAGCAAGAGAUUACCUGAAAAUGUGUUUAUUAUCAACAACCUUUCUGAUGCCAAUAAAGCUUUGAAAUAUAUCAAAAACAACCUGAUGUACUUUGAACCUUAUUGUAUUCUCGUGUAUGGAGCUACUAUACACGCGUACUGUUGUCUAUCAACAUUGCUGCAAAUGGGAGUGCCAAGUCAUAACAUUGUGUUCGUGGAACCAUUCCCAUCAGAGGACCCAAGAAAACCUAGGAUAUCAGUGUUUGCAAACAUAUAUGUCGAUUGUACUGUAAAUGAUAUGUUGAAGAAUUUAAACGUUAAAACGUACAGUUCUUACUACUUCGAAUCUUGGAGCUGUGACUUUGAGAACACGGUGACCUCGGUGACCUUCAUGUCUCAGUUCAAGAUGAUCCAACUGCCGUGUUCCGCGUUCUUCUAUUACGGAAAACAAGGAGUUGAUGAAGAUGCCUUUGUUGCAAUAAACAAAAGCGGUAUAGCAUACAACGAAGGUAUUCUGAUAGACCAUCAGUUCAGAACUAGAGAUGACUCUAUAUACGCGGCCGGUCCGGCUACAAGGUACAAUAGUAACUACUAUGCGGAAGACAAAGAUCAGAGGUACUACGACUCGUAUGAAGUUGGCACUAAGCUAGGGAAUCAAAUUCGGAAUCAAUUAGACCCUCUCUUUGUUGACACAGACAAAUAUGUCAAACGAACAGAAAAUAAUUCUAACGAAGAUUCUGGUUCUACAUUUAGCAGUAGUAUUAAAGAAUCAACAUCUGUAUCAUCGAAUGAGUUUGAAUCAAAAAUAAAAUUGCCAGAUUUUAAGGAGCCAAGGGUAAUGUAUUGCACAUUGCCCGGCGGUCUUCAGUACUUAGAAGUUCGCUCACCAGGGAAAAAGAUUCCAUGUCACUACAUCCAGUCCUUGGAUUAUAAUGGUCAAGUUAUAGAGACAUUCAAAGAAGGAUAUUUUAAGAUUCAUUUCAACAAGGAUUUUAUUGUGGACGGCAUCACUUGCUUGACACCAGAGAAACGGCCAUUGGAGAACUUUGUUAGACUCUAUGGACAAUCUUCUGUUGUAUUGAAUAACGUUAUUUUGAGAUGCACUGCAAAGAAAUUGGACAAUCUUUACGCAUUUUUUCGUUCUCCAUGGGCAUAUUUUCUAUACCACGAUAAAAGUGAAGAAUUAUUUGCUAUUGUCAAAGAGCUACUGCCUAAGGGUCACCGUAAAGGUAAAACUCUGAAAGAAGCAUUGUAUUCAGUGGCUGAAAGACUUAGUAGUACGUUGCACUUCCGCCAUCAUUCGCAGUCUUGUACAGAGACGUUAAAAUCGGAAAUGCGUUCUGUGUUCGAAUCUUCUCCUCACGUGGAGGCGAUCAUAGACUAUGUGAUGGAGUGGCUGAGCGAGCACGAGGCGUUGCUCCCGGUGUACCUCCAGCCCUGGCAUCAGGCCGAGUACGCACACGAUGAACAAACUAAUCCAGUAUUCAAACGCAAGAGGAGUAUCAUUAAAAUGCUAAAUGCGAUUUAUUAA